This is a messenger RNA of Eleginops maclovinus (Patagonian blennie), 2759 nucleotides long. It is a transcript of the gene akap8l, whose product is annotated as A kinase (PRKA) anchor protein 8-like. Lineage: Eukaryota; Metazoa; Chordata; Actinopteri; Perciformes; Eleginopidae. Gene Ontology annotation, molecular function: DNA binding. The coding region runs from base 128 to 2284 and encodes 718 amino acids. Gene Ontology annotation, cellular component: nucleus. The record is from RefSeq and is a predicted model, not a curated record. The transcript has 14 exons.
CUCGGGACAUCUCGUAAGAUCUCGUUUCUCCCUUUAAAACAGCGAGACUUUACGGAAGGCGUCACCGCUGCUGCAGCUAACCAAGCUAACGGAGCUGCUUCUUUCAUACUGAUAGUCUCUAAACACGAUGGACGGCAGGAGCUACGGGUCCGGAUACUCCAGUUGGGGAGGUGGCGGGUCAGGCAGCAGAGGGUCUGGUGGCUUCGACUUGUAUGGAGGGGGUGGCUAUAAAGACUCCAUGUCCGGGUUGGGGGGCUAUGGAGGAGGAGGAGGUGGAGGAGGCCACAUGAAGAGGGGGCUCUCAGGAUCCUCCCUGAUUUCCUCCACAGGAACACAUGCUGAUGCAGUCAUCGCCAAAAUCAACCAGCGCCUGGACAUGCUGACUCAGCUGGAGGGGGGGCUGAAAGGGACCCGCGGGGACAGGUUUGACCACUACGAGUCAUACGACUCACGCUCCCCCGCCCUGCCCCCCUCCCGGGAUCUCUACAGAUCCUCCGCUGGGAGCUAUGGUUACGGCGAUGGCCGAGAGGACGGGAUGCUGCUGAGUCAGCGAGGAGGCUCCGGCUUUGGUGGGGGGGUUGGUCUGGGAGGGGGUGGCGGUGGCUUUGACAGCCCCUCCUCUUCCUACGGAGUCGCCAAAAUGCGACAAAAUAUGAGGGAGUCCUUCAACAGUAACCAGGGAGGAGGGGGGGGCUGGCCCGGAGCAGGCCGCCGCUCCCCCAGAAGGGGCGGAGCCACCGGGGGCCGAGGAGCAGGAGGGUUUGGAAACCGCAGGUCGGACCCCCCUCCGUUAGGCGGGGGUGGGCGGGGGAGUAGCCAGUCCCACCGCGGACACACUUCUCCGGGUGGGGGUCGAGGCAAGCUGCCCUCCCUCCUGUCCAGCCGCAUGUACCCCGAGACCGGGGGCUUCCAGCAGCAAGACUUCCCCGGGAGGCACUUUGGAGGGGGCCCACGGGCCGGCCGGCAGCGGGGCCGCAAGAGACCCCUCAACAAAACCCUCACAUCGGACAAGGAAACACCCCCCUCUAACUCCCCACAGCCUAAGCAGGUGAAGCCUCAGCGGGAGAUGCAGAAGAAGAGGAAGCAGACUCUCACUGCAGCCGACGAACCCGAGUCCAAGAUGAACCGGACGGAGACCGCAGACCCAGAAACACAACAAGAGCCAGCAGAAAAGAACGGUGACGACGGUGAAACGAAACCGGCAGUCGAGGACAUCAACCCUCCUGCAGAUGCAGAUAACGGCGCCCCCUACCAGAAGGACAACAAGAGUCCGGCGGGCAAACACACCCCGACCCCCAGCCAGGACAAACAUCCCAAGAUGAGGAAGAGGAGGGGCUUCCUGGAGAGGGUGAUGUUCGCCUGCUCGGUGUGUAAGUUCCGCUCCUUCUACAAAGAAGAGAUGGAGACUCACCUGGACAGCCGAUUCCACAAAGACCACUUCAAGUUCCUGUCCGGACAGCUGACCAAGCCCACCACUGACUUCCUGCAGGAGUAUUUGCAGAACAAGUUUAAGAAGACGGAUCAGAGGGUGGGUCAGCUGGAGAACCACAGCGCCGCCAUCUGUCAGGUGUACAGAGAGCAGGACCUCACCAAGGAUCUGGGGAUGGAGCACUUCAUGAGGAAGGUGGAGGCCGCUCACUGCGCCGCCUGCGACGUUUUCAUCCCCAUGCAGCCGCAUCUCAUCCAGAAACACAUCAAGUCCCCGGAUCAUAACUACAACAGGAAGGGGAUGAUGGAGCAGUCGAAGAGGGCCAGUCUCUCAGUCGCUCGCAGCAUCCUGAACCACAAACUGAUCGGGAAGAAGCUGGAGAGCUACCUGAAGGGGGAGAACCCAUUCACGGGGAACCAGGACGAUCAGGAUCCCGAGGACUCGAUGGUGAUGGACGUCUCUGAGCUGGAGCUCACUAGCGAGGUGGGAGGCGACCAGACAGAGGAGGGGAAGGCUCGGGAGGAGGAAGAGGAGGCUCGGGAGGAGGAGGAGGAGGAGGAUCGGGAGGAGGAGGAAGCUCGGGAGGAAGAGGAGGUUGCACCAGUGGAGGAACAGGAGAAGGCAGCAGAAACCGCUGAGGGAGAAACAACAACAACGACGACGACAACAGGAGAGGAAGAGGAGGAGAAGAUGGAGGCUGAGGAAGGACAGCAGGGAGAGGAGGAGGGAUUUGAAGUUGAAGAGGAAGAGGAGGGUUAUGUGGUGCACGAUGAGAUCGGUGAAGAUGAGGGAGUUCAGGCAGAGGAGGAAGGAGUGCAGGCAGCAGAGGGAGUAGAGGAGAAGAAGGAUGAAUGAUUCUGAGCCGCCUGAGAUCAGAAACUGAAACCGUCAGUAAUCUGAAUUUAUAAAAUCAGAUUUCAUUUGUAGAACAGAAUCACCCAAAACCCCUUCAGUUUCCAGACUUUAAGAUCCAUUAAACUCAUUCAAUUCUGACAUUAUACUCUGACGUUUUAAAUUCAGAAUGCUUAACACACUUUAUAAGUAAUAACAGAGACACCAACCUGCUCGCUCCAUUUUUACUGUUGAACUCGUUUUAUUUGUAUUGCAGGAGCUCCUCUCCUCUGUCUCUCCGCCGGGAAUAAUCCUCUCCAGACGUUUCUUUUUGUGCCUUUUGUUGAAAGUGUUUUUGUUUUCCAUUAUUCUCUUUAAGACGUUGUGUAGAGAGAUGUGUUAAACCUGAUGAAUAUUCAUACCGGUUUUAUUCUGCAGCCGUCUGUGGAGUCAUGUAUUUAACAUGGAUAUCAGUCGUGAAAUAAACCUGUUGAAUAAA